Molecule: messenger RNA, 569 nt
Organism: Moneuplotes crassus
Lineage: Eukaryota; Ciliophora; Spirotrichea; Euplotida; Euplotidae
Source: the annotation of a GenBank genome assembly
AUGAGGAACACAAUGUACUGGGAAGAUAUAGAAUUUGACGUUGGUAUUCUAGAACCAGAGAACUAUAUCUCCUGAGUUCCACUUAACAGUACAGAAAUCAUGAUCUUUGGAGGCCAAAAGAAUAACUUGAAGUACGAUGACGUGUACAUCUACGAUGUUGACUUGAACAUCCUCAUAAAGGAUGAUGACUCUCCUCUAAAGCAAGCUGAUUUCUUUGAGAUGAGGAAUGUAAUCUUCACAGAUACUAAGAAAAAGUUCUUAAUAGCUGGAGCAUACUACAUCCAUGAGUUUGAUGGAACCUGAAGGAGAUGGAGACUUCUUGGCAAGUCCAUAUAUCAUAAGUAUAUGGGGUUACAUAAUCUAGAAACAGCUAAGAGCAGGCUCAAGUUUAAUACCUUAACCCCGACUCAUGACUUGUCGUUGAUGUAAGAGAUAGCGUGCAUGCAAGGUUUAAACCAGAGAAAACAUAAUUAAACCCGUCUGGGCAGAGCAAUGGGAUAUAAUAAUACACAUCGCUCGUUGCUUGUACCUUGGCCUGGAUGGUGUUGUUAUCUUGUUUCAUAAAAUUU